UUUGAUUAAUAUCUUCGAUUUUUGCUCAAAAUGUCAACCGCAAUGAAGUUCAUUAUUUCUAGUCUAUCAAAAAUCACACACACACAGAUGGCUGUAUGGGGAAGUGUAUGAAGAAUCUUAAAGCUGAUAUCCGUAUGAAGGAAGAAACUCAGAGCUGACUUAGUUAAAGCUUUCCCAUCUUUAGAUGAAGAAGCUCUUGAAGAAUUAUGUCCAAGCAAAGGCGAUGUUUCUGUUAUGAAAAUUUCUACACACACUGGGGAAAUUGGCUUUGUCUAUUUUUAUCAGAGAGAUCCUCUUGUGUUUGAACUCCAUAAAACAUUUUAUCCAACAGUUUACCUUCUAUGGAAACACCCAAAACUUCUGGAACCAUUUACAACAUGGCCUACAGUUUUCACAAAGAUUGCAGGAGGAGCUGAUUUAAUGCUUCCUGGUGUAAUAAUGAAAGGAGAUGUGUUCCCAUGGACCUUCAAACAUAUAAAAAAGGGAGACGUUUGUUCUGUCAAUGUUCAGGGCAACCAAUCUCCUUUGGCUAUUGGCAAAAUGCUGAUGUCUGGUCUUGACAUGUAUGAAAGUGCUAUGAAAGGGAAGGGGAUGACAAUUAUUCAUUAUUAUGGUGAUGAACUCUGGGCUGCUGGGAGUAAAUCAGAACCACCUCUUAUUCCUUCUGAUACGGUUAGUGACAACUCCGAGGCAGCCAGUUAUGAUGCUGAAGAAGGUCAACCUUCAGUUCAGAACUUAGAGCAGCUUAAUUUAAAUGAUUCUAAUGAUGAAGAUGAUACUAAUUUGCCAGUUGACAGUGAGUCAAUAGAAGAUCAUAAUGAUAAUUAUGAUGAUGAAGAUGAUGAACCUGUAAAUACACAAGAGGAGAUGGACUCCCUAUUACGUCACUGCUUCCUUUGUGCCUUGAAAUCUAAAGUUAAAGAAAAAGAACUCCCUAUAAUGACAAUAACUUUUUUCCGAAAUCAUAUGAAAGCUUUUUGCCCUGAAGGUAAAACACUUGAAGUUAAGAAAUCUUCCUAUAAAAAGCUUUCAAAAUUUCUACAAGAAAUGCAAGAUAAUGAUUUUAUAAAAGUGGCCCCAAAAAGUAAAGGUGUUGAUGAAAUAAUAUGGUUAAAUAAAGACCAUGCAGAGCUUAGAGAUUUGAUUGUUCCUGAUAUUACGGAACAAAUGAAAGAGUCUGAGGAUGAUUUUCAACUACCCAAAAUUACUGAAAUGCGGAUUGUGACAGCAGCAGUUUUGCCAGUUUUGAAAGAAUAUGGUUAUGACAAAGGAAGUACUAUGCUACCAGCUGAUGUGAGAGCUGUCAUAACAGAUUAUGUAAAGAAAAAUGAAUUAAAGUUUGAUAGAAGCCAAAGUAUGGUGCAGUUAGAUCCUGUUUUAGCAGGAAUUGUUCUGCGUUCUGGUGAAAAUAACAAAUUUUACUUAGGCUGGAAAGACCUGAUAUCAAGAUUUAUGAAAAACAUGCAGGUAGCUCAUGAAUUAAAGAUUCCUGGAAAGGUACCCAUACUGAAGAAAGGUCCUCUCCAGAAUAUCAACAUAGAAGUUCAGAAAAGAGCCAGCAACAAACGGGUUACUAUUGUACGAAAUUUAGAAUCAUUAGGAAUUUGUCCUGAAGAAUUUGCACACCAUGUCAGUGUUGGUGUUGCCUGCAGCACAAGUGUAUUCCAGGAAACGGGCAAACAUGUUUUGAUACAAGGCAAUCAAGUAAAUUUUGUUGAAAAAGCACUGAUUAAUAAAUAUAAAGUUCCACGAAGAAUGGUUACUGGAUUAGAGUAUGCACCCAAGACAAAAAAGUCUAAAGGUAAAAGAUAAUUAAAAAGGAUUCCGAACAAAGAUUAUCUUCCGAAACUGCUUACUCCAAAGAAGUCUGUGCAAUCACACAUACCAACUAUAAACUGAUUGAAAUUCUUCCACUUGAAUGUUUGAGAGAGGAAACAAGGUUGAACAUGCAUGUCCUGUAUUGACUGUAACUUGUAUGUAUUGGCCAGAAAAAUAAAGAAUAGAUUUAUCAAUUUU
Messenger RNA from Octopus sinensis (East Asian common octopus), 2016 nucleotides. Its product is annotated as eukaryotic translation initiation factor 2D. The transcript is spliced from 16 exons. Gene Ontology annotation, biological process: translational initiation; formation of translation preinitiation complex. NCBI's taxonomy places the organism in Eukaryota, Metazoa, Mollusca, Cephalopoda, Octopoda, Octopodidae. Bases 235 to 1812 code for a protein of 525 amino acids. Gene Ontology annotation, molecular function: translation initiation factor activity; RNA binding. The record is from RefSeq and is a predicted model, not a curated record.